Molecule: messenger RNA, 5973 nt
Organism: Owenia fusiformis
Lineage: Eukaryota; Metazoa; Annelida; Polychaeta; Sabellida; Oweniidae
Source: the annotation of a GenBank genome assembly
GGCACAUGCAAAAAGUUUUUGAGUAGGCUAAUACGUUCGAAAAUAUUCUCAAAUUACUUCAUCUUGCUGACUAAACAAAGACAAACAAUAUGUCUGAUACAAUAUGUGAGAUAUGCAGUAUCAGAGAAUCUACAAUAGAAUGCAUAGACUGUGCGAAGGGUGGAGGUAAACAAGAAUCAUCAGCUGGCGCCAUAGCUCCAGUGUUGCUGUGCCAGACUUGUGGUGACUCAUGGCAUCAAGGACGUAUGUCCUCUCACAAAUAUGUCCUACUGACCUCUAAGCAACACAAGACAGAAGUCCGCAGUAAGCUUGACAAAUAUUUGAGCCAAACCAAAUCUAUAGACAACAAGAUCUCAGAGUUAGGUCGAGUUAAAACAGACCUUCUUGCCAGACAGCAAAUUUUUGUGCGAAACAUCCAAGAAACAGUUACCUCUGUACAAUCAAGACUCAAGGACAAAGGAAUGGAGAUGGUGAAAAAGCUCAAAGAACAUGAUCAAGCCAAAUUUGAAGGUCUCCAAAAGAGUGAAUUGGCUCUAAAAGAAACAUUAGAUGAAAUAAAGAAGAUUGGCCGACAAGUAGAAGUGACUCUUAGAUUAGAGCAUAGUAUGUUUGAACAGGAAAUAGAGCCAUGGGAAGCUAAGCUCACAGAUGUUGACACAAGUGGGCUUAUAGAUCCUCUCCCUUCCUUUGAUACUCAGUUCACUGUUGACUAUAGACCAAUUAAUAAUGCUGUGGAGGAACUUACAAUUAAGAUUGCCACAGAAGAGCCUCCAGCAGAUUUACCCCUCAAACCAGAAGGUCCUAUAGUGCCAGAGCCUGGUGUAUCCUCUGUCCUGUACACCAGUUCUAGGCUCACUUCUAAAGGGACAUUCUGGGCCCAGAUUGCUAUGACACCAGAGGAAAAUGAAUACUUAGAUAGGAUAAGCUACAGUAUCAGAUCUGACUACAUACAACAGGCUGACAUUAAGCCAUACUCAGAGAUUGAUGAAGUGUUGAAAGUUGGGGACUUGUGUUUCGCCCGCUACCAACAUGACUUUAAGUGGUACAGAGGAAAGAUAGAAGAAAUUAAGGGUGAUAAAGCUGAUGUGAGAUUUUUGGACUAUGGCAACUUUGAACGUGUCAACCUUACACAUAUACUCCCAUAUAAACAUACUCCACAGUAUGAUUUCCCAUUCAGGUCCGUAGAGUGUUGCCUAUUUGCCCAUCUAGACUCUAGUCUUGCUCAACAAGCCCGCUGGGACUUCGUUGACAUUGUCAGUCACGCUAACAUUAAAGCUACAUUCAAGAAUAAGGUUGCUGACACAGAUAUAUGGUACAUUAACAUGGAUUUAGUGCUGCUGGAUGAUGGCUCUGAGAUUAAUGCCAAUGAUCACAUAAUGGCAUCAGAUGCUAAAGGCAAAGCUCCUUCUGGGCAGCUCAAGUACACAGACAUACGACUACAAGAGGGCACUCUUAAACCAGAGGAUGUAGUCAAAGCAAAUGCAGGAACAAGAUCUCCAUCAAAGUCAAGUCAGGAUAACACUGAUGGCAAAAGUCAAACUCAGGAAGUUACUGGUGCAAUAAAACAAUCUCCAAUCAAAACAGUCAAUAAAAGUGUAAAUGAUAUAAAGGAAUGUGAACCCAAGUAUCAAAUUCUAAAAGAGUUUGAUUUAAAGGAGGUAAUAGGAGAUUCCAAAGAUGUGAAACUUCCCCAGGGCAUCCUCCCCCUGUUGCCUGGUGCCAUGAACUCUGCUGGAGAUCAUGCCACUCCAAAUGAACAAUUGAAACCAAAGCCACCCACACCUCCUAAGGGGUCCCCGAUUAAGAGUCCCCAUAGUCCAAGUGCUGCAACGCAACUCCUAAUGGGACAGUUACCUCCUCCUGGACAUCUCGGAUCUUUGUGCCAAAUUCCACCGUUUGUAAUAAAUACAAACGAGCCAUUAUCGAAUAAUGAACAGAACACAUUAGUGAAAGUAUCUGAUGGUGAAAAAUCCUCUGACUUGAGCAGUUUGCCUAUGAUUAAUACAGAUGUUGUACAGAGUGGAUUCAGCAAUGCUGCUGGAAUUGAUCUGAAUUCAAUCGCCAGUAGUAUGGCAGAUCAGCUCAUGGGCAAUCCGAUCGGUCAGAGCAUUCACACUAAUGACAAUGCUACUCUUAACACCUUUGAACAGGGGCUUAUUCUCUCUCCAAAAUCGAUGAAAUCAGACACCACUGAAAGUACUAUUGAUUCACAUGUUGUCCUCUGUACAAGAGAUACAAGCCCUGAUCUAAGUGAUAAUAGUGAGCCAAUCUGCCCAAAUGAGCAAGUGGACCAAUCCCAAAAAGCAACCAUUGAGCAAACUGUUUCCUGUGAAACUCCCAAGUUCCAGCCUCUUGCAUCUAGUAAAAAUUCAUCCCCAGAAUCAGUAGCUGUGAAACAUAAUAUAGAAACUGACAGUAGUGCUAAAGUGGAUAAUGCCAGUGAUAAGGAAUUACUAAAAAGUGCUGUAUAUCAAGUAAGGCCCAUGCUGCCGGGUGUGUCCACAGAGCUAAUCCAACCAGAAAUAAGGGACGAUAUAGAGACUGGGGUUGAUUUGAGUACAUCUGAUGAAUUUGUUGACACUGUUGAACCAGAGAAUUUCACUUCCGAUGGAGCAGAUAGUGAAGCUCCCAAGCCUGCCAUUAAUCCAAUUGCCAGAACAGAGGGAGAUAUGGAAACUUUCAAACCUUUGGUAGACUCAAAGACAGAUUCUGAAGGGAGUAAAGAUAAAUGUGCUCCCAAUUCAGAGCUUGAUCCAAACACAGAUACAAAUAAGUGGGACUUGGAAUCUCGAAAAAAUGAGCUAAAACCCAUUAUAAAUGACAAAGAGGAUCUAGAAACUCAACUAGAGCUAGAAGCCAAGUCUAAUGUUAUAGAGGAUUUAGAAACUCCUAGACCUGAAAUUGUCUCAAUAUUGAGUGUUGAAGGAAAUAAAGACACUGGUAAACAUAUGACCAAUGGCCUUGUGAAUGCAGAAUUGGAUAUAGAAGCCUCAAGGGCCACUGUACAAGAAAAGAUAGAAACCUUAAAGACCACUGUAGAUAGAAAUAUAGAAACCUCAAAGACCUCAAAUUCUGAAGGAAAAAUAGAUGCCUAUAAUACUAAUGCACAAGGAAAUGCUGAAACCUUAAAACUCACUUUAAAUGAGAAUAUAGAAAUCGCUAAUACUAAUAAAAUAAGGAAUAAAGAAUCCUCAGAGUCAAAUAAAGGAUCAGUUGGGAUUGUCCCUCUUAUGGAUAUUCAGUUGGAAAAAGCACCACUCAGAGAGACAACACCAGUGAAGGAGAUAAUACAAGAAGCCAUCAGUUCAACAGAAAGCAAGUCAAAGAUAGUGCCUUUAGGUCAGUCUAGUCCAGGUAGUACAGCAUAUUCUAAAGUAUUCAAAAACAGAGUCAAGGCAGUUGGAACCAGCUUUCAGGCUAGUGUGACAUCACAAUUGGAGAAAAAUGCCACCUUUUGGGCAACGUAUUGCCAUGAUGACAAAGCUGAAGAAUUAUUUGAGAUAUUCAAACAUGAUCUGAUAAAGUCUGCCCAGAUGAUGUCUCCUCCAAAACCUGUGGCCCCAGGUCAACUGCAUCUUGGACUCGACUCCCAGAAGCAAUGGGCCAGAGUGAAAGUGACAUCUAUACCCAAUGAGGACUGGAUUAAUGUUGACUUUAUAGACCUUGGGAAGAGUAGCUCCAUUCAUGCCUCCACCCUGCGUAGACUACCCAACAAGUUCCUAUCUAUUCCAUGGCAGUCUGUCAAGUGCCAGCUGAAAAUACCAGAGAGUGUACUCCCAGAAAUCUCAGUUGGGUCAGCCAGGAUCUUCCAACAGCUUACAGCAGGGAAACAGUUGCAGUUUGUCGUGGAGGCUUGUAAGAAGGAGAAUCCUGUAGUUGUCACUGUCUUAGAUACUCUACAAAAUCAGCCAAUCAACAUCAACAGCCUCACAUUCAAAGAUGUGACAGAUCCUGAGACUGCUACCACUGCUGAAGAUGCCAAUGAACCUAAGAAGGCUGCAGCCAAUUACAGAGUCCCUACUCCUCCUGAAGAUCAAGAAUCACCAAGCAAAGAAUCAAAUACCAACUCUCCAUCUAGUUCAGAUGCUGACAUUGCUCUAUACAUCAAUAAAUUGAUUCCGAGUGAGCAAUCAGCCGCUGGAUUACACCAGCAACCCAGUCCUGCCACUUAUGUACCACCCAACCCAGAGAGCCCAGAGAAGGCUGUGCGGGUAGAGGAUACCCCUGUCUCUACUGAGUCAAACUCUCAAGGUGUAAGUGGCUUUGAUGAAGAUGCCUGGCAGGAGUCAAGCGGACCAACAAGUUCUGCACAACCACCAACUGACAGCUGGAAACCUUCUAAUGCAAGACGACCAAAUCAACAGCGUGAAAGAAAUGAUAGUGAUGGCUCAAGGUCUCAGAGGGAAUGCUUCAACUGCAAUCAGAAAGGACAUCAACAGCGUGACUGCCAACUGCCUAGGAGACAGCAGCAACAGAGACGGGAUCUAAGAGGGGACAGGAAAGGCGGAUAUAGAGACAAAAAUCGAUCCCAACGUGGUGGAGGAGGGAAAAAUACAUAUAAUUGUUACAGUUGUGGUCAAAGUGAUCAUAUCGCAAAAGAUUGUCCAACUCCAAAACAGUGAGAUUUCUUUGUACAACAUUUUCUAAUGUGGAUACUGCUCAGAACAAUCAAAUACUCUUACCAUGACAACUCUGACCAUAUAUGUCAUAAUGUUAUGUAAGAUGUGCAUCAUAAGUAAUCAAUCAAAACAAGUCAUGUAGGACAUAUAGGCAUAUAGCAUACUUACAGUUGAGAUUUUUGCCAUAGUCCUUGAUGGUUCUAAAAGAUUAGAUUAGAGCAUUCAUGGAAAUUCAAAUGAUAUUCUGAAUGUAAUACAUUUACCUAAAUAUAUCUAAAAAGCUAGGAUCAUGAGAAAACUUCAGCUUUUAGAGAAGUUUUGCAGGAAAAUAUGCUGUGUGAAUAAUGUAUAGUUAAGGACUAGCCACUUGCCCGUUUUUUCCUAUUUAAAAGCGCUGUGGCAAUAUACAUACUCUACAUACUAUACAUAUUACAUAUUCUGCCAUAUAAAAAACUGACAUCUUUGUUUUAUAAACAUUAUUUUUGUAAGUUUUGAAAAGAGUAACUGAUUUCAUGUAUAGUAAAUCAUGUAGAGUACUUUUCCAGUAUUAUAUUUAUUAUUUCAUUUUUGUAUAUAUAUUUAUCAUUAUCCUUUACAAUGGUAAUGUUCAACAUUCUUUUUUCUUAGCCAUGUACAUAUGUUAGUAGACAUAUGCCUCCUUUAAUGUAUUGUAUGCUGAUAUAGUUAUUAGUUAAUAGUAUAGCAAUUAUAGUUAUAAAGCAUUUAAAGGAGGAUUUAUAGAAAUUGUUAAUUAACAUCUCAAUUGAUCGAAUCUGUUUAUUUAGAAUUUUACCAUUUACUGUGUUACGGUCAUACGGACAGUUACUGAUUACUGAAAAUAUAUAAUUUUGCAAGCAGUAAAAUAAUUAAGUACAGAUACAAGAAUUAGUGUGUACCAAAAGUUUAUUUAGUUAUAUAUAAACCUAGUGAUAUUCUUUUUGUACCCACUGGAGAAGCGUUGUUGGUUAUAACGCAGAGUAAACGUACAUACUUAGGUAUUAAAAUCAAAUUUUGUAGUACCAUGUUGUACCCACACUAUCAUCAUAAAAUUGCAUCAAGUUUUUAAUUUUUAAAAAACAUGACUUUAAACAGUGCUAUAGCCAGAAUUGAAGGAGAUAAAUGUCUUGGAAGUUCAUUUUAUUUUAUUUAUUGUUCCAACAACUUCAUCUUUUCUGGCAUAAAGAUCAUUCCAAAAAGACCCAAAGAAAAUUUAACAUUUUAUUUAGUUUUUCAUAGUCUGGUUACUCUCUUGCUAGAAUAAAAAGGAGUAUAUCAGAUCAUUUUGAGUAAUAUUUUUUUAAAUGAUAUUACUCAAUAAAAUAAAACAAUAUUAUGAGAAAUUAUCUGAUAUUGG